This is a messenger RNA of Dendroctonus ponderosae (mountain pine beetle), 4021 nucleotides long. RefSeq lists its product as uncharacterized. The record is from RefSeq and is a predicted model, not a curated record. NCBI's taxonomy places the organism in Eukaryota, Metazoa, Arthropoda, Insecta, Coleoptera, Curculionidae. The transcript has 5 exons. The coding region runs from base 2549 to 4021 and encodes 490 amino acids.
AGUAUGAUUGGGCGCAACACAAAAAGUCAGUACAAAAACUUGGUCUUUUCAUAAGUUUAGCAAUAUUUGUGUUCUUGCAUUUCUGUUAAGAAUCUGUUUUGAAAUUUUUUCUCAGAAUGUCUAUUAAUCUUUGCUUUGUAAGUGAAUUCGUUGGUAGCAAGUUUUGUCAUUAUUACGGCUCGUAUGGGACAACUUUUGCAACCUCAGAGCAUGUGAUUUUCUUUACUAGCCUGACAUUCUACUAACACAGCCUAAUUGACAUCCUUCCAUCUCAUUUAUUCCUUUUCAGAUGCAACUCUAUGCGAUGAUGCAAAUUUCAGACGCAAGAAAAUAUUAACAUUCGAAAAAGCAGCCCAUUUUUUUUAACUAUGCAGAGAGGAAAAUAAAUAAACAUUUCCACAUCUUAGUAUGAAACGUUUUCUAAAAAAUGUGCGGAAUUGUUAUUUGCUAUCAGAUAGCCGAAAAUAGUUAAAAUGUUUUUGUCCAAAGUAUGUAUGAAUUAUUUUAUACGAUUUAUAUAGACGAUGGAUCGGACAGGGAUGUCCCCGCCCAGUCUGUGAUUGAUAUUUCCAGUUCUAGUUUACAAAUUAACCAUUCACUGUUUUUCAAUGCUAAAUUGAUUUGACAUUGAGCACACGUUUUUAAAUUAAUUUCCUUAGCAAAAAUUUCAGUUAAAAACUAAUCAAAUAAUAAUUAAGUACGUUUCCAACAUAAAAAUGAAGUUUUAUAAAUUGAGAUAAAUUACAAGUGCUGAGCUCAGAAUAGAAAUAGAAGACGAUCAAAAGCAUAUAAAGAUUUUUCAAACAUGAGCAUACAAGUGCUUUAUUUAAUUAAUACUUCAAGCUCAAUUACUUUACUUCAUGCAAUUUCCUGAAGCUGGAAUAUAUGUUUAAGUUAAUGUUGUAUCUAAACACCACAAUUAUUCAAUUAAUAAUCAAUAAAAUUGAUCGUUAUUAUCAGUGCUGAUAUUGAAAUCAAACGAGUUGUUUCUUCUGGUCAAUCAUUUCUUUGUAAGUCAAUUAACGUCGAAGCUUAUAGGCUGUUUUAAAACAAUUUUCCUCUUUUAACAGUUCCCAUUAUUUUCACACACGUCCAAUAAAUCUCACCGUCGUAAAUUUAACGACUAUUUUUACUAUUCUCUAUUUUUAAUCUUUCUCAGUUAUUCUUUUUAACCGUCCAAGCAUUAAAAUAAGAUAUAUACUUGAUUUCCUUUUUAUUGCUACCAGCUGAAUAGUUUAAGGCCUCAGUUACGACUAUGUGAAUGACCCCGAAAAAAAACCUCAAAGACAUUAUUAGUGAAUAGUUGUUUAACUAUAAAAAACACAAGUUUUAUAAGAAUAACAGCAUAUAAUUAUAGGCAGUUGUAUAGUUUACAGCCACUUAAUUAACAAACAUUUCUGUACAUGGUAUCUACUAUUUCACUUGGCAAAGUUCGGCGCAAUUAUUUAUAAACCAAUGCAGAUGAAGCCUUUCGAAAUCAAUGUUUAUUAGUCAGAGAAGUAGUAAAGGCAUUUGGCUGAGAUUUCGGAUGUGUUCAUAUAAGCAGAACUUAACAAUAUUUAAGAUGAACUUCCAUAAAAAAUAUGAAGCAUUUUUUGAGCAAAGCUAUGAAUAUACCAAAUCCUCGUUGCCUUUCGUGAACAAUCUACAAGAGAACUUGAACUCCAGUUUUAGUGUAAGACUAGUGUGGAUGGGUUAAUGAAUAGGAACCUCCAAGAACUUUCCGUUUGAUAAUGAAUUGCCGUAAGCACCAGUGAAGCGAAGCUAUUGAAGUUUGAAAGAUCGUCUAAUAAACGGGGAAAAUAUGACAUUAAAGAAACAGAACAAAAACGGAUGUUAAUUUAUCGCUUAGAUGAACUAAGACCAGAGCUUAACUGUCCUCUACAUAUUAACAAUGCAAUUUCAACGAACAAAAAAUUGCUUUCAAGCGUAAAAGCUGCAUCUCGAAACGAGCAUUAUUUAAAUUUGAUUGCGAAUUCUUUGUGCAUAAUAAAAAUAAUUUCAUGCCGAUCAUUUUGCAUUUUAGCCGGCGUUUAAAUGCCCACCACCUACCUCUCGAUUCCAUCUGAAACUAAAUGGGAAGUUAAAUAUCGUCGGCGAACCCAUACGAAUUCCUGCGAAUUGCAGUCAUUAACAUUUCUUUAAAUGGAAUUUUUAGUAGCUUAGGCGAACCAAAGGCACUUUAGCAGUUUCUUAUCGACAAUUAGGACACUCUUAUCGUGGAUUCGCCAUAUUAUUGACGAGAAGAUUCCAAGAGUAAUUUAGUAAUGGAGUAAAAGGAAAUUGCGAAAAUUUAGAACAUUGCUUGACGAUGUUUAAUUUAUUUACCGGAUCAUAUACUUUGUUUUGCCUUGAAAAUUUGUGCAGACUUUUUGUGGCAAAAGAGCGCUCAUGCUACAAAAAGACCCAGCAUAAAAUCCUUGAUGUUCUAGUCAAAAGUUGCCCUGCAGCUUUGCUUUUGGGUUUUCAUGAAACAAUAGAGAGCUGAUGCGCUGCCAGGAGGAGCCAGAUAAAAGCGCAUUUCCAACUACGAUGCUGUUUAAUCAAAAUGGAGAACAAUGCAACGUCACGUGACCGAAUAGAACAAAGCUCAACAAGAGGGAUGUCACACAAAAGCUCUUCUUUGUCGGAUUCUCCAUCAAAGAUCCGAGUUGGAGACACCAAAGAUUCUACCCCAAUUUCCCCAUUGCGUAUGCCGGACUUACCUCUGCCCACACCUCCUCCAAUGGCGAAUAUCAUCGUAACCUCGCGAAUUGGUUAUAGGAGAAUAUUGGGGGGCAGGGCCAAUGAGUAUCGAUCGCCUAUUUUAGGCAGUAGGAGCCAUAGUAUGGACUUUGGAAGCCGGAUCCCCAGUUUCUCUAGAACGCACGAGCCACUGGGGAGCGACUGGAGAUCGGGCUAUUCAAGAAACGAUGAUGGCAGUAGGCAUAGUUGCUUUGAAGCGCCUGGUGGCAAUAGAAUGAGUAAUGUGAAAAAUCCGGAACUGAGGGAAAACAGGGCCAGUACUGUGGAGUUUAUGUCUCCAAUUUUAACACGAGCCUACUUGUAUCAUCGGGAUAACUUGGAAGAAAGCCAAAGCAAGCAAGUGGCUUCAAAAAAUCAUCAAGCUCUGUUAUCCAACCAGUUGGGAUUAUCGCCUUUGCCCAGGCAUAGAAAUUUCGAGAAUCUUUCCAAACGCUUGGAGGACUUUAGCGAAUAUCCCAUAUACCCUGAAAUGUACACUCUAAGAGAACAGAGCAAAUCCACUCAGGAGCAAAAAAGCAAAUAUUUAUCGCGCGAUUCAGUUCUCUCAAACGAAUUGGAGGAAGUGCGCACAUUAAAUCAAGAACUUCAGAAGAAGUAUGUUGGAAACACUGAAGAUAAGAUCAGCAGGAUUUUGGGAGGCAGCAACUGUGAAACCAGCCCAGACUAUUACAGUGUUUUUUUCAACGAACAUUAUAUCAGCGAUAUUGAUGAAAAUGAGGAAAUCAAGGAGUUUGUAUGCGGCUACAAGGCACCGGAAAGAAGGUACUCCGAUCAGCCGGAACGGACCAUUCAGAAGAGCAAAUCUUCCAGUUUUUGCACCUACCAAUCCAGCACCCUCCCAUUGCCACCGAAAGAAACCCGAGAUAAAAAGUGUUCCAAGCAAAGCAAUACGGCCUCAAAAGCACCAAAGCGCUGCCAGAAGCGCAACCUGGGGCUUCCUCGCACCAGCAGCGAAGAUUUCACCAAAAGCUCGAAACGGACUCAACCAGUAAAAACAAUUUUGAAAAACAGCAAGUUCAGUAGCAGCAGUGAUCGAAUAGCGAUGGAUGUGCGCGGUUUAACUGGAUCAAGCGAAACGUUGCCCCUUUCCAAUCUCUACUCUUAUCACAGUGAUAGUGCGUCUUCCAUGAAAUCUAGUGAUUAUUAUUCGUUUGUUCCGGCCAUGCCUUCUUGCGUUAAAAGAGUGGAGUUUAGCGGCGAUUCAACAGGGAAAGUGAUAAAGAGCCCUCAACGAACUGUGGUUAAAUUAGCUAAAAUCAGAUAUCAAGGGAUUUGA